Molecule: messenger RNA, 1200 nt
Organism: Propithecus coquereli (Coquerel's sifaka)
Lineage: Eukaryota; Metazoa; Chordata; Mammalia; Primates; Indriidae
Product: zinc finger and BTB domain-containing protein 17-like
Exons: 9
Coding region: 1-1200 (399 amino acids)
Source: RefSeq, a predicted model, not a curated record
AUGCAACAGAAACAUUACACUACCAAGGGGCUGGCCUGGGAAAGCCAGGCUGUCCCUUCUGCCGAAUGGGACUGGAACCGCAGGACCUAUCUCAAGCCAGGCUGGCUGCUUUGCCCUGAGUUGGGCUGGAGUGCAGGUCCCCCUCUGCUCCCAGCAGGGGUCACAGCUGCUUACUGGGGCCAGGCAACCCAGAGAGAGCCUGGCCACAAUGGCUUUGGCCACUUCUGCCAGGCCCGGCUCAGGGGUCCUUUCAGCCAGAGCAGCAAGGAGUUCACGCACACGGGGAACUUCAAGCGCCACAUCCGCAUCCACACAGGCGAGAAGCCCUUCUCGUGUCGGGAGUGCAGCAAGGCCUUCUCUGACCCGGCCGCAUGCAAGGCCCACGAGAAGACGCAUAGCCCGCUGAAGCCAUAUGGCUGCGAGGAGUGUGGCAAGAGCUACCGGCUCAUCAGCCUGCUGAACUUGCACAAGAAGCGGCACUCGGGCGAGGCGCGCUACCGCUGCGAGGACUGUGGCAAGCUCUUCACCACCUCGGGCAACCUCAAGCGCCACCAGCUGGUGCACAGUGGGGAGAAGCCCUACCAGUGCGACUACUGCAGCCGCUCCUUCUCCGACCCCACCUCCAAGAUGCGCCACCUGGAGACCCAUGACACCGACAAGGAGCACAAGUGCCCCCACUGCGACAAGAAGUUCAACCAGGUGGGGAAUCUGAAGGCCCACCUGAAGAUCCACAUCGCGGACGGGCCCCUCAAGUGCCGGGAGUGCGGGAAGCAGUUCACCACCUCAGGGAACCUCAAGCGGCACCUGCGGAUCCACAGCGGGGAGAAGCCCUACGUGUGCAUCCACUGCCAGCGGCAGUUUGCCGACCCCGGCGCUCUGCAGCGGCACGUCCGCAUCCACACUGGCGAGAAGCCGUGCCAGUGCGUGAUGUGCGGCAAGGCCUUCACCCAGGCCAGCUCCCUCAUCGCCCACGUGCGCCAGCACACCGGGGAGAAGCCCUAUGUCUGCGAGCGCUGCGGCAAGAGAUUUGUCCAGUCCAGCCAGCUGGCAAAUCACAUUCGCCACCACGACAACAUCCGCCCACACAAGUGCAGCGUGUGCAGCAAGGCCUUUGUGAACGUGGGGGACCUGUCCAAGCACAUCAUCAUUCACACGGACGGUGGCAGCAGGAGAAUUCAGAAAGAUGAUGCAUCCAAGUGA